Messenger RNA from Coregonus clupeaformis (lake whitefish), 2377 nucleotides. Its product is annotated as cytochrome P450 7A1. The record is from RefSeq and is a predicted model, not a curated record. The transcript is spliced from 6 exons. Bases 164 to 1702 code for a protein of 512 amino acids. Gene Ontology annotation, biological process: bile acid biosynthetic process; cholesterol catabolic process; cellular response to glucose stimulus. Gene Ontology annotation, molecular function: cholesterol 7-alpha-monooxygenase activity; iron ion binding; heme binding. NCBI's taxonomy places the organism in Eukaryota, Metazoa, Chordata, Actinopteri, Salmoniformes, Salmonidae.
GAUGCCACAAGCACGGUCUCCAGAACCUCUACUGUCAGCUAGCUGUGUUCUCUCUGCUAGGGAGUCAACACUGAAUCUGACCAUUAGACCUCUCUAAGGCAGCUUGUGAUCUUUUCACUGCACUGGCAUUUGCCACUAGCCUUUUGGAGCAUCUUUAGCAACCAUGAUCAUCACCAUAUCUUUGAUUUGGGCAGUGGUGAUUGGCUUUUGCUGCUGUCUGUGGCUUGCUCUGGGGAUCCGCAAGAGACAACCAGGUGAGCCUCCAGUGGAGAAUGGUUUGAUCCCGUACCUCGGCUGUGCCCUCCAGUUUGGAGCCAACCCCCUGGAGUUUCUCCGGAGCCGACAGAAGAAAUAUGGCCACAUCUUCACUUGCAAGAUCGCUGGCAAAUACUUUCACUUCCUGUGUGACCCUUUCUCCUACCAUGCCGUCAUCCGCCAAGGCAGGCAUCUGGACUGGAAGAAGUUCCACUUCUCUACCUCGGUCAAGGCGUUCGGCCAUGACAGCAUGGACCCCAGACACGGCUACACCACAGAGAACCUCCACCAGACCUUCUUGAAGACCCUGCAGGGCGAAGCCCUCCCCUCACUCAUUGAGACCAUGAUGGAGAACCUACAGUCGGUCAUGCUGCAGUCCGACACCCUCAGCCCCAGCAAGGACCGCUGGGACGUGGACGGCAUCUUCGCCUUCUGCUACAAGGUCAUGUUCGAGUCCGGCUACCUGACGCUCUUCGGCAAGGAUCUGGGCAAUGACAAGAAUGCUGCGCGCCAGGAGGCCCAGAAGGCUUUGGUGCUCAAUGCUCUGGCGAACUUCAAGGAGUUCGACAAGAUCUUCCCGGCUCUGGUGGCCGGCUUGCCCAUCCACGUGUUCAAGAGCGCCCACUCUGCCAGGGAGAACCUGGCUAAGACCAUGCUGGCCGAGAACUUGAGCAAACGCGAGAACGUAUCAGACCUGAUCUCGUUGCGCAUGCUUCUAAAUGACACGCUGUCCACCUUCAACGACCUGAGCAAGGCCCGCACCCAUGUGGCUCUGCUGUGGGCCUCGCAGGCCAACACACUUCCUGCUACUUUCUGGAGCCUGCUCUACAUGAUCAGGAGUCCAGAGGCUAUGAAGGCAGCCAAUGAGGAGGUGAAGAAGAUUCUGGAGAGUUCAGGUCAGCGUGUCGACCCUAGCAAACCACAACUCACUCUCUCCCGGGAGGACCUGGACAACAUGCCUGUAAUAGACAGCAUCAUCAAAGAGGCCAUGCGACUGUCAAGUGCGUCAAUGAACGUCCGAGUGGCUAAAGAGGACUUCCUGCUUCACCUUGACAACCAGGAGUCGUACCGCAUCCGCAAAGAUGACGUCAUCGCCCUCUACCCUCAGAUGCUCCACUUUGACCCCGAAAUUUACGAGGACCCCUUGACCUACAAAUACGACAGAUAUCUGGAUGACAGCGGCCAAGAGAAGACAACGUUCUACAGGGAGGGGCGCAAACUGCGGUACUAUUACAUGCCUUUCGGCUCAGGGGUGACAAAGUGCCCUGGGCGCUUCUUUGCAGUGCACGAGAUCAAGCAGUUCCUAGCGCUGGUGCUCUCCUACUUCGACAUGGAGCUCCUAGACUCAGCCGUUAAAGUGCCUCCUCUCGACCAAUCACGUGCAGGCCUGGGGAUCCUGCAGCCCACCUAUGAUAUUGACUUUAGAUACAAACUGAAAACUCAGUAAGACAGACUCCACUGAUCUACUUUCUCCAUAAUGUGAAUUGUAUAUAUUGGAUAUUUAAGAAUUUAAGCCACAAUGAUCCCACUGGGCACACACUGGUUGAAUCAACAUUGUUUAAAUUUCAAUGAAAUGACAUGGAACCAAUGUGGAAUAGACGUUGAAUUGAUGUCGGUGCCCAGUGGGAUGUAAAUACACUGCGAUGUAUUGUUAUAAUGUAUUUUUUAAGUUGAUACAGAGGGGUUUGUCUUAGCCUCACAAAGGUAGCAUUGGUGCCACAGUCCCAUUUCAAAAGUGACAUUAAUGGAACUCCAUAUAAAAUGUUAUCAGUAAUAUUUACUGAAUCUUCCACGUAAGCAUCAUUACUGUAUCACGAUUGCCAACCUCAAUCUUUGAACUGUGAAAUCAUUCAACAUUUCAGUUGUGCUUCUGUUUGUGACCUUCACAAUCAGUAGUUGGUAAUUACCCCUAUUUACUGUGUUGUUGAAUGGCUCUAACUGCACUGAUUGAGUAGUGUAAUGUACAUUCUAGUUCCAUUGACGUAUUCCCAAUGCUGGGAUAAAAUGAUUGUAUUAUCUGUAUUCAUGUUUACUUUGAUAUACUGUACAAAACAAGUAUAAAAACACAUGUGAUGUUUACUUUACAAAAGCAGUAUAAAAUCAAUACAUUUGUACAACGGUG